Messenger RNA from Trichogramma pretiosum, 5204 nucleotides. Its product is annotated as one cut domain family member 2. Gene Ontology annotation, biological process: regulation of transcription by RNA polymerase II. The record is from RefSeq and is a predicted model, not a curated record. Gene Ontology annotation, cellular component: nucleus. Gene Ontology annotation, molecular function: DNA-binding transcription factor activity, RNA polymerase II-specific; RNA polymerase II cis-regulatory region sequence-specific DNA binding. Bases 411 to 2861 code for a protein of 816 amino acids. NCBI's taxonomy places the organism in Eukaryota, Metazoa, Arthropoda, Insecta, Hymenoptera, Trichogrammatidae. The transcript is spliced from 5 exons.
CCCGAUCAUCAUACACAUAGAAAAGCUCUUAUAAGGUGGUUGCGAAAAUCGAUAAAUAGCGGCUGUUUGGAGCGCGCGCGCGUGCGAGCGACGACGGUCACGCCGCCUGCAUCCUGCAGCGCGAACGAUAAAACGCGUGUGCUGCCGCGCGUCGACUCGGUCGGUGGUGGUGUGUUUUUCGGAGUAUAUACCCCCCGCGAAUCGGUGCUGCAGUGCCAUCGCGGAUAACGCGUCUCUCUGCAGCAGCGACACAGCAGCAGCAGCAACGAAACACAACACGCACGCACGACCCGACAAGAAGAAGAGAAAAGAAGGCGAUAUUAUCAUAGAGACGUCGCGCGGUGGUGCCGCCGCCGCCGUCGCUGGACUGCGUGAGCGUACACGAUAACACACAAGGCUGCGAUACAUGCAUGGAGGGCCCAGGUGACGCGCGGCACGCGCCACUACCCGACCAGCAGCAGCAACAGACUCGCCGGCAGCUGCGCAGCCUCGGCGCCGGCGCCCUCGCCGACUCCCCGGCCAAUGGCAUGUGCGCGACGACUUCUUCCUCCACCGCUGCCACUGCCGGAGGUGGUGGUGGUGGUAACGGCGGAGGAGGAGGACGCCCUACCUCCACCACCACUGGCACGCAGAUCGCUGCCGCCGCUGGAAGCCAACAGCAGCAGCAGUCGGCCGGUGGGGGUAGCAACGCAAGCUCCUCGCGCCUCCAGCCGAGACAGCAGGCGCCCACGGCACAAGCCCAGCAGCAGCAGCGGCAACAGCCACCACCAACGCAGCAACAGCAGCAGCCAACGACGCAGCAACCACAGCCACAGCAGCAGCAGCAAGAGGUUGUUGUCGUCGGCGGUGGGGCCGAGGUUAUGUCCGGCUCGUCGGCCUCACAGAGCCCCGACAUCGCGUGCGCGAGCAUUCCGUUGGAGCUGCUCGCCGCGGGCGCCCUCGGCCCCGUCAAGGAGGAGCGAGAGCUCAUUACCACUGAUCACCACCACCACCACUUGCAGCAGCAGCACCACCACCACUUGCAGCACCAUCACCACCAUCAACAGACCUCAGUGAUAGUGCAGACGUCGCACGGCGAGUGCGACUCGCGAGCGACCGACGAUCCCGACGACGAUCAACAAUCGCAACAACAGCAACAGCAGCAGCAACAGAUCGGCAAGCUAUCGCCCUCGUCGGCGGCCGGUAUCGGCAUGAUCGACGCCGGCGAUUUUCGGGCGAUGCAGCCCGAGCCGACCUACCAGACGCUGACCAGCGUGGCGGAGCGCAUGUCGCCGCCCGGUUUCUCGCCGGGCUCGAGCUACGCCACCCUGACGCCGCUGCAGCCGCUGCCGCCGAUCUCCACGGUAAGCGACAAGUUCGACAAGUUUUACGGGGCGCAUCACGCGAGUGCCGCGAGCAACGCCGGCGCGACCGGUAACGCUGGCUCCUCGGCCGGCGGCAACCAAAGCGCCAAUCAGCAACAGAGCCAGCAACAGCAACAGAGUCAACAGCAGCAGACGCAGUCCAACGUCAGCGGCAGCUUCGCCGUCAUGCAGAACAACGGCCUGGCCAACAUCGGCCUGGGCGGCAUGGCCGGCUCGCCCUAUGGCUACGACAAGCUGCCCUCGAUGGGAAUGUCGCCGCCCCACAAUUACGCCUCGCCCGGGGCAGGGCCGGGUGGUCUGCAGCCGUCGCCGCUCUCGCCCCAGAGCGCCUACAGCCAGAGCGCCCUCAACUCGCCGCACAAGUCCGCCUCGCCGCCCGGUGGCCACGGCGGCUACGAGCCGGCCUUUCUGCCGAGGCUGCAGCAGAGCCCCCAGGGUCUGUCGCCACCCUCGCCGGGCCCCGGCCAGCAGCAGCAACAGUAUCAUCAGCAGCAGCAGCAUCAGCAUCACUCGCCUCUGGGGCCGGCCUCGUCGCCGCCGCCGAGCUUGCAGCACCACCAACAACACAUGCAACAGCAGCAGCACGUGCAACACACGUCGGUCGUGAUGAAGACGGUGUCGGUGUCCGCAGCGGCGGCGGCUGCCGCGGCCGCGACGGCCGCCAGUAACGGUGGUGGCUCCAGUGGAGGUGGCGGCAGCGAAGUCGAGGAGAUCAACACGAAGGAGCUGGCGCAGCGCAUCAGCGCCGAGCUCAAGAGGUACAGCAUACCCCAGGCGAUAUUCGCCCAGCGAGUGCUGUGCCGGAGUCAGGGCACGCUCAGCGAUCUGCUGCGCAACCCCAAGCCCUGGUCCAAGCUCAAGAGCGGCCGGGAGACCUUCAGGCGCAUGUGGAAGUGGCUGCAGGAGCCCGAGUUCCAGAGGAUGUCGGCCUUGAGACUGGCAGCCCUGAGCAACAGUUCCGAAGGCGGUGGAGGAGGAGGCGGCGGCGGAGGUGGCGGCAACAGCAGCGUGGACUCGGACGGAAUGAUGGAUAUCCAGCACGGAGCCGGCACUAUCGACAAUUCGCAUCAUCAACAGUUUCACAACGCAUAUGCUGCACAGAUUCCACAACGAGGAAGUGAGUACCACGAAUUUUCCGACUACGAUUCCUGCAAGAGGAAAGACGAGAUGUCGAGUCAGUCCGAGCAUCAGCAGCCCGCCCCCAAGAAGCCCCGACUGGUUUUCACAGACCUCCAGCGCCGUACUCUACAGGCUAUUUUUAAGGAGACGAAGAGGCCGUCGAAGGAGAUGCAGGUGACAAUCGCCAGGCAGCUGGGCCUGGAGCCGACGACGGUCGGCAACUUCUUCAUGAACGCGAGGCGCCGCUCCAUGGACAAGUGGAAGGACGAGGAGCCGGCCUCGUCCCAGCAGAGCAAGGGCAGCGUGAGCAGCGUCGACGAGGCCCAGUUGUCGCCGACGAUCGGCAUCAGCCCGAGGCAGGCGAGCGACGUUUUGUGACAUACGUCCGACCAGGAGGAGUAUCACGACGACUCCAACGACGAGGAUCUGGCCUUCUCUUAAACGAGAGACAAAGGGGCCUGAAUCCUCGACGUUUUACGUGCCUCGACUCUUUAUCUCUCUCUCUCUUUUUGUAUACUCUUCUCUCUUCUUAAAAAGAGCCCUUAUUUUUUAUUACUAUUAUCGAUAUAAUGUAUAAUUAGUCGUAAUCAUCGAGUCUUGUACUGCAGUUACGUUACCCUGUGCCAUGUAUGUAUUGAGCCCCCCCUCGACGCAGUCGUUGACGUUUUAACCGCUAGUCCAUUUGUUCUGUUUUAUUUUUUUAUUAAUUACACAUGCAACAUCCUAAUGUACGUACGCAGAGACUUCUCCAACGAAAUCUAGUCGAAAUUGAUACUACCAUUAGAUUAUUAAUUGUUAAUUACUCUACUUGCUAUCUCAUUGUUUAUUCCUGUGUUUUAUAGCUUUGUAAGAAAAGAGAGAGAGAGUAAAAGAGAAACAGGAAGAAGAAGAGAGAGAAAUUAAGAGAGAGAGAAAGAGAGAGAGAGAGGCUUGGAUCGUCGGAACCCUCGCUGGUCGCGGUCGCGCAUGGAUAGCGCGACCAACAAACCUUAAUUAAAUAAAAAAAAAUUAGACCAUUAUUACGUAUAUUAUAAAAAAGAAAAAAAACUAUUACGAUGAAACACAAGGUGAUAAUGCAAUAUACAUGAAACAAAACGUAACAUAUACGGAUUAGUAUAUGUGUAGGAUUUUACAAGAAAACAAUUUUAAAAAAUUAUUAUUAUUAAAGUAAAAAAAAAAAAAAAAAGAAACCGAAUGCCUGCCUGCCUGCGCUGAUGUGACGAUGUGACGCGAUGAUAUAUAAAACGCACGCACUUUAUACUCAGCAAACAAAUUACACAUUGGAGAGAACAAAAAAAAAAGAAAGAGAGAGAAAAAAUAAUAAACGAUUUAAAUUUUUAAUCUUCGCGAACGAAACUACUUAAACGGGAAAUACAAACAAACAAACUAACUAACAAAAAAAAAAAGAGAAAAAAGAGGGAAAAAGUUAACGAUCGCCUGGUGGUCGCUGGUGGUCGCGGCAAAAAAAAAAAAAAAAAAGAAACGAGACCAUUCGAACUGCCGCCGCCCGCCCUGCGCCGCGCGCACAGGUCGACGAAUGUCAUAUUAUAGUACAAAGUAAACAUAUGCAUAUAGAGAAAUGGGCGUCGGUGAUAAACGACGCUCUGACGAUAUUAAAUGAUAAAAAAUAUUACAGAAAGAGAAAAAGGGAAUUACAUUAAAUGAACAAAAAAAAUUAAAUAAAUAAAGAAAGAGGGUUAAAAUAAAUCGAGUAAUAAAAGAAAAAAGACAGAAUAAAAAUAAUUUUUUCGAGCAAUGUGUGAGGUGUUGGGUGAGAGAGCGAAAGAGAACUCUUAUGUGUGUAGAAAAAUUGCGUGUGCGGAUUAUAAUAUGUGUCUGUGCGCUGUGCUGUGCUGCUCUUCUUGUGUACGUGUACUACGAGCCCGACGACGACGACCGAGACAAUUAUUGCGGUGGUGUAUAUGUAUAUUUAUAAUAUAUUACACAUGCACACACGCACACACGCACACACGACGCGCAAAAGUAUACCGAUGUGCAUCAGCGUAUUGCAACAAAAUGUAUGUACGCGUGAAAAGGACGACGUCAUCCCUCAAAUGCACACCCGCGUAUAUGUACGUGUGUGUGUGUCCGUGUGCGUGUGUGUAUACCUUUUUCGUCUCUGAGAGACCGGAGCGGCGUGUAUACGUGUGGGUAGUGUUAAUAUAUGUAUAGGCUGCAGCUGCGUGUGCAUGUGUGUAUUGCGCCUAGUCAAGGAAUAUCCUCCUCUGUGUCUGCCUGCCUGACGACGACGAACGAACCGAAAACAAAAUAAAAAUUAACUCACGCGCAAUAAUAAUACCAUUUGUUUCGAAUUGUUAUUAUUAUUAUUAGUACUACUUUUAUUGAUAUUUAUUGAUAAUGUAACAUUAUGUCAAGGAAUUGGCCUCGAUUGCCGGCACGCACUCUUGUAAAAAAAAAAAAAAACAAAAACAAUUUGUGAAAAAUAAUCUACGUUGUAAUAUCUGGAUCGCGCAAGUGUGUAUUAUUGUUGAACGUUGGAGCAAUUGUGAAAACUCAAAAGCGGGGUAUAAAGAAGUUUCCGAAGGAUGAUGCGUUCGAUCGAGCAAAAUAAAUAAAAAAAAAAACGACGUGCAAUCGCAAUAUUAUGUAUAACAAGGAAAAAAGGGAUACUAAUACUAAUCGAGUGCUAGUUUUUUUUCCGAGUCGGUAAGAAGACGGAAUUUGUAUAAUAAUAACAAGAACAAAAAAUUAUAAAUAAAU